Messenger RNA from Gregarina niphandrodes, 2304 nucleotides. Its product is annotated as poly(A) polymerase. Gene Ontology annotation, molecular function: poly(A) RNA polymerase activity; RNA binding. The record is from RefSeq and is a predicted model, not a curated record. NCBI's taxonomy places the organism in Eukaryota, Apicomplexa, Conoidasida, Eugregarinorida, Gregarinidae. The transcript has a single exon. Gene Ontology annotation, cellular component: nucleus. Bases 1 to 2304 code for a protein of 767 amino acids.
AUGAUAGGUAACGGCAGCAGUAAUUCGGGACCGCCUGUGGCCGAGGCCGUGUGUGGAAUGACGCCUCCCGGUCCCUCUGCUGGGUCUGCAUCGGGUCCGUGUGCUGGGUCUGCAUCGGGUCCGUCUAGUAAGCCUGCAUCGAGUGUUUCUGCGGGACCGCCGUCCGUGGCUGGUUUAGGAGGUGCCGGACGGUCGUCGGCGAGCGUGUCGGCGAGUGUGUCGGCGAGCGUGUCGGGUUUACAGGCAGGUCCUUUAGCACAAGGUGGAUCAUUUCAGAGUGGUUCGUUUCAGAGUGGUCGUCGAGUUUAUCGGUUUGGCGUGACGGAUCCGAUAUCUUGGGAGGGUCCUAGUGCAAGUGAUUUCAUAGCAACUGAAUCACUGGAGCAUUGUAUGCGGUUACGUGGUUUGUAUGAGACUCGUGAGGGUAGUUUACAUCGCGAGCGAGUGUUGGAGCGACUAGGUUGUUUGGUAGAGGAGUGGGUGCAAGAAACAGGUGUAGCGUUGGAUAUUCGUGAAGCGCGUGAGGCUCAUGGGUUGAUAUUUACAUUUGGAUCGUACCGGUUGGGUGUGGUGACCCCAGCAAGUGACAUCGAUACGUUGUGUGUGGUACCGCAUUAUGUUACACGUGCUGCGUUUUUUGGAGGAUUAUUGGCGAAGUUACAACAAGAUCCAUCAGUUGCAGAAUUACAGCCAGUACCUGAUGCGUUUACACCUAUAAUUAGGUUCUCUUAUCUUGGUGUAGACAUUGAUUUAUUGUUUGCAAGUUUGCCAAUGACUCAUUUGAACAUGUCUAAUUUAUUAGAUGAUGAGUUAUUGAAACACGUUGAUGAGAAGACAGCACGAUCACUUAAUGGCAGCAGAGUUAAUGAUAUGAUGCUGUCACUUGUACCAUCUAAAGAAGCAUUUAUUACUACACUUCGUCUUAUUAAACAAUGGGCAAAGGUACGAGGUAUCUACUCAAAUGUUAUGGGAUUUCUAGGAGGUGUAGCAUGGGCAUUAUUAGUCGCAAGAAUAUGCCAACUUUAUCCCAGACAUGCUCCCAAUCAAUUAAUCAAAAGAUUCUUCAAAAUAUACGCCAUAUGGAAUUGGAAAUUACCUGUUGUAUUAUGCAAAAUCAAAGAAUACCCGGAUGUACCUGGACUCAUGAACUUCAAACCUUGGAAUCCAAAAACCAACUUACACGAUCGAAACCAUCUAAUGCCUAUUAUUACACCCGCUUUCCCAUCUAUGAAUUCCACUCAUAAUGUUACCAAGUCAACUAUGCAAGUCAUCAUUAGAGAAUUCCAACGAGCACUCACCGUACUCGAACAAGCUGAAGAUCAUGAUAUCGCGACCGGAUCGGAUGCACAACCCGCAACGGAUGCACAACCCGCAACGGAUGCACAACCCGCAACGGAUGCACAACCCGCAACGGAUACACAACCAUCGGCCCCAAUGUUGACUCCGAUGGAUACAACACCAACAGUCACUCCCAGUGUGUGUGUCAGUCAAUCGGAUACAGUUUGGGACCGUUUGUUGAGCCCGUUCGAGUUCUUUGAGAGCUUCGAUCAUUACAUUGCGUUGACGAUUUUGGCUGAUGGUGAGCAGGUGUAUCGAAAAUGGUUUGGUUGGGUUGAAUCUAAACUGCGAUUUUUUACCCGCCAGCUUGAGGUCAUGGAGGUGGUUACGCAGGUCCGGCCUUGGCCGCGCAAGGUCGAUGUCAAGACGGACGGAGGGGCUGGAGUCGAAGGGGCUGGAGUCGAAGGGGCUAGAGUCGAAGGGGCUGGAGUCGAAGGGGCUAGAGUCGAAGGGGCUGGAGUCGAAGGGGCUGGAGGGACGAGGGUAUGGGAACAUGCGGCGCAGCUCUACGUCGGUGUCGAGGUUGCUCGCCCGCCAAGCGCUUUACCUGAGGAGCUUGUCGUCGUCGAUUUCCGUCGCGCCAUUGGUGACUUCCUGGCACUCAUACAUGGCUGGAACGACCGCCCCGCACAUAGUAACAGCGUCAACCUCCGCGUAACCUACGUUCCCAAACAAAGCUUACCAAUCCACCUCCGCUGCACAAGAACGGACCCAGACCGCAUAACACCGGACCCAGACCGCAUAACACCGGACCCAGACCGCAUAACACCGGACCCAGACCGCAUAACACCGGACAAGAAACAGGCUGCAGAGACAGAGCGCGUUGGGCAGCCCGCAGCGGACGAGAUGACCCGCAAGAAAGAGUUGCCCACCGACGGCGAGUCGCCGCCGGUGACGAAACGCGCGCGCCUGGAAUCGCGCCCGCCUGUCGUGGAGGCCCCAGGUUCCGAGUCCACCGUUUCUUGA